Molecule: messenger RNA, 462 nt
Organism: Adineta steineri
Lineage: Eukaryota; Metazoa; Rotifera; Eurotatoria; Adinetida; Adinetidae
Source: the annotation of a GenBank genome assembly
AUGAAAUCGGAAGAUAAUGAAGUAUUACCAUCAGAUAAUGUAAUUCAGUAUGGUCCACUAAAAAUUCGUCGCUGUCGAAAGCCAGCACCAACAAUCGCAACUGGUCGUCGUUCAAAAUUUCUUAUACUUUUUGGUGAUGAAGAGAUUAAACGUGAACAAAGACGUGCAAAAAAUCGUGAAGCAGCAAGAAAAUUAAAAGAAAAACGACAACUCAUUGAAGAACAACUCGAUGAAAAACUAAGACAACUUCAAUGUGAACAUUUAGUUUUACAAGAAUAUCUGCAGCGAUUAGAACAAAAAAAACAAAAUUUAGAACAAAAAAUUGAUAGUGUUUCUACUGAUCCUCUUAUUGAAUUAUUAUCAACGAAUAAUCAAAAUAUGCUUCUAUUUUUUGAAGAAUGUACAGAUGAUUUAGAUUUUUUUGGUGAAUCAUUGGAUAAGAUUUUUGAUUCUGAAUUGUAA